Molecule: messenger RNA, 1526 nt
Organism: Drosophila hydei
Lineage: Eukaryota; Metazoa; Arthropoda; Insecta; Diptera; Drosophilidae
Gene: Catsup
Product: protein catecholamines up
Exons: 2
Coding region: 112-1434 (440 amino acids)
Biological process (GO): zinc ion transmembrane transport; intracellular zinc ion homeostasis
Cellular component (GO): membrane
Molecular function (GO): zinc ion transmembrane transporter activity
Source: RefSeq, a predicted model, not a curated record
CGUUUUGGUUAGUAGCCGUACUUCAACAGAACGCAAAAGAAAAUCACACACGUCACAACUUACUAAUAAAAAAAUAAAACGUGCCUACGCGUAUCUAUAAAAAAUCCGGACAUGUCAAAACAAUUGGCUGAUUAUCAGCCAACAAAGUUGCAAUUCUAUAAGAAGAUAGCACUUGGCAUUUUACUAAUAGCCAUACUGCUAUCCCUGCCGGCAAUAUGCCAGAGUCAACAUAAUCCCAGUUUUAAAUACUCGCGCGAAGCAAAUGAAAAUUUUGAUGCUAAAAAUGCGCCGCCAGCGUCACACGAACAUCAUCACCAUGACCAUCACGACCACGAUCACGCCCAUCAUGACCAUCACGACCACCACGACCAUCACGACCAUCAUGACCAUCAUGACCAUCAUGACCAUCAUGACCAUCAUGACCAUCAUGAACAUCAUGAACAUCAGCACACGAAGUCUGAACCGCUGGAUAUGAAGAGCAUUUGGCUGCACUCUAUUGGUUCUACGCUGCUUAUCAGUGCUGCUCCCUUUGUACUGCUCUACAUUAUACCUCUCGAUAAUAGCGAGGCAAUGAAGCCGCGUCUUAAGGUUUUGUUGGCGUUUGCUUCCGGUGGUUUGUUGGGCGAUGCGUUCCUACAUUUGAUACCACAUGCAACACAUCCGCAUAGCCAUAGUGACCACGACCAUGAUCAUGGACAUUCCCACGAUCAUCACCAUCACCAUGCGGAUGGCGAGGAUGGACAUGGGCACGUGCAUGAUAUGAGCGUCGGCCUCUGGGUACUAGGAGGCAUUAUUGCUUUCCUGUCUGUGGAGAAAAUCGUGCGAAUACUGAAAGGAGGUGGAUCGGGUGGACAUGGACAUAGUCAUGGUGCACCAAAGCCCAAGCCAGUGGUAAAGGAAAAAGACGUCUCUGAGAGUAAGAAGAAGUCGGCGUUAAAGCCAACACAAACGGAGGUCAAGAAAACGGAUGAUGAAGGCGAAGUGGAAAUAUCUGGAUAUCUGAAUUUAGCUGCAGAUUUUGCGCACAAUUUCACCGAUGGCUUGGCCAUUGGCGCCUCCUAUCUCGCAGGCAAUAGUAUUGGUAUAGUUACCACCAUAACCAUACUGUUACAUGAGGUGCCGCAUGAAAUCGGCGACUUUGCCAUACUCAUCAAGUCGGGCUGCUCGCGUCGUAAAGCUAUGCUGCUGCAGCUAGUGACUGCGCUGGGCGCAUUGGCGGGUACAGCGUUGGCUCUGAUUGGAGCGGGCAGCAGCGACGGUAGUUCAGCGCCCUGGGUGCUGCCUUUCACAGCGGGUGGCUUCAUUUACAUAGCCACUGUGAGUGUGCUGCCCGAGCUGUUGGAAGAGUCGACAAAGCUGAAGCAAUCCUUGAAGGAAAUUGUGGCGCUACUAACAGGCGUCGCAUUAAUGAUUGUUAUAGCUAAAUUUGAAUAAUUAAUGCAACCGUUUAGUUUCUUAAAUAUGGCCCGAAUGUACUUCCUGUUAAAAAAUUUGUGGGCACAUAAAAUAAUACAUGAAAAGAAAAA